Molecule: messenger RNA, 1518 nt
Organism: Rhinocladiella mackenziei CBS 650.93
Lineage: Eukaryota; Fungi; Ascomycota; Eurotiomycetes; Chaetothyriales; Herpotrichiellaceae
Exons: 8
Coding region: 1-1518 (505 amino acids)
Biological process (GO): carbohydrate transport; transmembrane transport
Cellular component (GO): membrane
Molecular function (GO): carbohydrate:proton symporter activity
Source: RefSeq, a predicted model, not a curated record
AUGGGUGAUCAUUCCCGAAAUUUGUUCAGUACCUGGGUUGCGCUGUUCUUGUCCCUAGGCUCAAUUGCAUGUGCUUACGCAACAGUCAUCACAGCAACCACUCUUGCCCAGCCGUCAUUCAUUGGUUACAUGAGUCUCGAUACGGCUCCCAACGCCACUCAACUUAUUGGCGCUGUCAAUGGAGUGUACAUCGCUGGCGCCUUGAUUGGAUCUCUUCUAUCAUCACAGACUUCUGAUGCCUUGGGUCGUCGAAAGUCGGUGUUUCUCUCGGCUGCCUUGGCUGUUCUGGGCGGCGCUCUACAAGCUGGAUCUAUCCACAUUGGCAUGUUCAUCGUUGCUCGGCUGCUGGCAGGCCUCGGCAUUGGAUCAUUAUUUGCCGCAGUUCCUCUCUACCAGAGUGAGGUGUCUCCACCCAAAGUUCGUGGGCUGAUCGUCGGCCUCCAUGGCAUUUUCAUCUCUUUGGGCACUAUCUUGAGUAAUUGGAUAGGCUUUGGCUUCUACUUCGUGAAUGCUAGCGGAUCGCAGUGGCGAGUUCCUCUAGCCCUUCAGUGUGUGCCAACGUUGGUCCUCGCCACUGGCGUUUGGUUCGUGCCUGAAUCUCCUCGUUGGUUGAUCAAUCAAGAUCGACACGAUGACGCGUUGCGGGUCCUGACGAGACUUCACCACGGUAAGAACGGCUCGGACAACACUUUCGCCCACAGAGAGUAUCUCCAAAUCAGGGAGCAGCACGACGAAGACGAGAGAAACAAAGUCACAUGGGCACAAAUGUGGACCGUCCCAUCCUACCGUCGACGGACCGUAGUCGGAUUCUUCAUUAUGUUUGCCAGUCAAAUGACCGCCACCUUGAUUGUUUCCAUCGUUUACAACCCUGUCCUCUAUGCGGGUCUCGGCUACGGCACUGUUAAGCAGCUCCUUUUCACCGGGAUCUGGGCCAACAUCACAGUUAUUGGCAAUACUAUCAAUGCGCUUACGGUUGAUCGGAUGGGAAGAGUUCUUGCCUUGAAGAUCGGCUGGAUUGGAGACGUCUGCGCGAUGAUCGGCGUGGUCGUUUCGCUUGCGAAGUUUGAAGAGACGGGGUCUCGUGCUUCCGCCAUCGCGGCUAUCGUCUUUCUAUACCUCCACAUUGCCAUGUAUGCCGGCUUUGUGGACGUUACCACCUAUGUCUAUGCUUCCGAGAUUUUUCCAAACAAUGUCCGCGGAAAGGGAAUGUCUAUAUCAGUUGCUGCAUAUUUUGUUGCGCUGGUCAUUGAACUGGACAGUGCACCAACUGCAUUGGCACACAUCGGUUGGAGACUGAUCCUCAUCUACCUUUGCUGUCUCGCUGUAUGUGUCCCCUUCUUAUGGUUCUUCUGCCCGGAGACCAAGGGCAAAUCUCUCGAGGAAAUUGGCGUCAUCUUUGGCGACAGGCACAUCCAUGUCCCCUUGGGAGGCGCAAAACCCCUGGAAGAGACUGUGCAGAUCAGUGAGAAGCAAGCACUCCCUCACGUCGGACAAGAAUACGAACACGUCGAAGGCUGA